UGUCUGAUUUGUUAGUGUUAUUAAAUUAAUAAUAAUAGUUAUAUUUUAUUAAAUAAUAAAAGAUUUACCUUUUCUCUAUAAAAAGGGGAAGAAAUGUGGUUACUAAAACCAUCUCAUAUUCCUCCGCUUUCUUCCUCAGCUGCUCACUUUCCAAUAAAAUUCCAAGAAUUGCUGCAAUCAAAGAUGAAACCGGGAGGAAAUACUAUUGUAAUAUGGAUGUAUGCAGUGGCAACAUGGCUUUGUUUUGGAUCCACCUCAGGGUGGUCUUUCACAUUAGAGGAUAACAACAUAUUCCCCAAACAAUACCCAAUUAUAAACUUUACCACAGCGGGUGCCACUGUGCAAAGCUACACAAACUUUAUCAGAGCUGUUCGCGGUCGUUUAACAACUGGAGCUGAUGUGAGACAUGAAAUACCAGUGUUGCCAAACAGAGUUGGUUUGCCUAUAAACCAACGGUUUAUUUUAGUUGAACUCUCAAAUCAUGCAGAGCUUUCUGUUACAUUAGCGCUGGAUGUCACCAAUGCAUAUGUGGUCGGCUACCGUGCUGGAAAUAGCGCAUAUUUCUUUCAUCCUGACAAUCAGGAAGAUGCAGAAGCAAUCACUCAUCUUUUCACUGAUGUUCAAAAUCGAUAUACAUUCGCCUUUGGUGGUAAUUAUGAUAGACUUGAACAACUUGCUGGUAAUCUGAGAGAAAAUAUCGAGUUGGGAAAUGGUCCACUAGAGGAGGCUAUCUCAGCGCUUUAUUAUUACAGUACUGGUGGCACUCAGCUUCCAACUCUGGCUCGUUCCUUUAUAAUUUGCAUCCAAAUGAUUUCAGAAGCAGCAAGAUUCCAAUAUAUUGAGGGAGAAAUGCGCACGAGAAUUAGGUACAACCGGAGAUCUGCACCAGAUCCUAGCGUAAUUACACUUGAGAAUAGUUGGGGGAGACUUUCCACUGCAAUUCAAGAGUCUAACCAAGGAGCCUUUGCUAGUCCAAUUCAACUGCAAAGACGUAAUGGUUCCAAAUUCAGUGUGUACGAUGUGAGUAUAUUAAUCCCUAUCAUAGCUCUCAUGGUGUAUAGAUGCGCACCUCCACCAUCGUCACAGUUUUCUUUGCUUAUAAGGCCAGUGGUACCAAAUUUUAAUGCUGAUGUUUGUAUGGAUCCUGAGCCCAUAGUGCGUAUCGUAGGUCGAAAUGGUCUAUGUGUUGAUGUUAGGGAUGGAAGAUUCCACAACGGAAACGCAAUACAGUUGUGGCCAUGCAAGUCUAAUACAGAUGCAAAUCAGCUCUGGACUUUGAAAAGAGACAAUACUAUUCGAUCUAAUGGAAAGUGUUUAACUACUUACGGGUACAGUCCGGGAGUCUAUGUGAUGAUCUAUGAUUGCAAUACUGCUGCAACUGAUGCCACCCGCUGGCAAAUAUGGGAUAAUGGAACCAUCAUAAAUCCCAGAUCUAGUCUAGUUUUAGCAGCGACAUCAGGGAACAGUGGUACCACACUUACAGUGCAAACCAACAUUUAUGCCGUUAGUCAAGGUUGGCUUCCUACUAAUAAUACACAACCUUUUGUGACAACCAUUGUUGGGCUAUAUGGUCUGUGCUUGCAAGCAAAUAGUGGACAAGUAUGGAUAGAGGACUGUAGCAGUGAAAAGGCUGAACAACAGUGGGCUCUUUAUGCAGAUGGUUCAAUACGUCCUCAGCAAAACCGAGAUAAUUGCCUUACAAGUGAUUCUAAUAUACGGGAAACAGUUGUCAAGAUCCUCUCUUGUGGCCCUGCAUCCUCUGGCCAACGAUGGAUGUUCAAGAAUGAUGGAACCAUUUUAAAUUUGUAUAGUGGGUUGGUGUUAGAUGUGAGGGCAUCGGAUCCGAGCCUUAAACAAAUCAUUCUUUACCCUCUCCAUGGUGACCCAAACCAAAUAUGGUUACCAUUAUUUUGAUAGACAGAUUACUCUCUUGCAGUGUGUAUGUCCUGCCAUGAAAAUAGAUGGCUUAAAUAAAAAGGACAUUGUAAAUUUUGUAACUGAAAGGACAGCAAGUUAUUGCAGUCCAGUAUCUAAUAAGAGCACAACUAUUGUCUUGUGCAUUCUAAA
This is a messenger RNA of Ricinus communis (castor bean), 2067 nucleotides long. RefSeq names its product ricin. Lineage: Eukaryota; Viridiplantae; Streptophyta; Magnoliopsida; Malpighiales; Euphorbiaceae. The transcript has 2 exons. The coding region runs from base 94 to 1914 and encodes 606 amino acids. Gene Ontology annotation, biological process: negative regulation of translation. The record is from RefSeq and is a predicted model, not a curated record. Gene Ontology annotation, molecular function: rRNA N-glycosylase activity.